GCGGCGCCUGGAGCUCGAAAGGACGUGUUGGAAAAAAGAAGAAGAAGAAGAAGAAGAAGAAGAAAGAAAGAAAAAGAGACAGUAGGACUAACUGACUGACAGUUUAAAGUUUAAAUCUGCUUCUGGUUUCUGGUUUCUUCUGUUCUGGUGUUACUGGUUCCAGUUUUUCCGUUCAGCCUCAGUAACAGACACACACUCCGCCCACAACCCGCCCACUCUGACAUCACAGCUAGUGGGGGCAGGAGGUGAUGCUGCCCAGGACCCCCGACGAUGGUGCCAGAAAAACACCUGAAGAAGAUGAAGAAGACGAAGAAGAAGAAGAGGAGGAGGUUGCCAUGACAUCCGCCAACAGCCAGGAUGCCAGCUCGGACUCGGGGGAGGAGACGGGGGCCACGCUGUCCGACUCCACCCGGGAGGCGUUACUGUGGCAACGGGAGGAGGCGGAGCGAGAUGAGGAGGAGACGCGGGCGGUGGCUUCAUCUCCGGACGGACGAUUCCUGAAGUUCAACAUCGAGAUCGGAAGAGGAUCCUUCAAGACGGUUUACAAAGGACUGGACACAGAGAACACACUGGAGGUGGCCUGGUGUGAACUGCAGACUCACCGUCUGACCAAAGCUGAGCGUCAGCGUUUCAGCGAGGAAGUCGAGAUGCUCAAAGCUCUGCAGCAUCCAAACAUCGUUCGGUUCUUUGACUCCUGGAAAUCGACGCUGAAGGGACACCGAUGCACCAUCCUGGUGACGGAGUUAAUGACAUCCGGAACCCUGAAGACGUACCUGCGCAGGUUCCGUCAGAUGAAGCUAAAGCUGCUGCAGCGUUGGAGUUUCCAGAUCCUGAAGGGGCUUCAGUUCCUGCACUCGCGCAGCCCCCCCAUCCUGCACCGAGACCUCAAGUGUGACAACAUCUUCAUCACCGGACCCACAGCCUCCGUCAAGAUCGGAGACCUGGGCCUCGCCACGCUCAAGAGGGCAUCUUUUGCCAAGAGUGUCAUCGGGACUCCGGAGUUCAUGGCUCCAGAGAUGUAUGAAGAGAAGUACGACGAGGCCGUGGAUGUUUACGCCUUCGGUAUGUGCAUCCUGGAGAUGGCGACGUCUGAGUAUCCGUACUCUGAGUGUCACAACGCCGCCCAGAUCUACCGCAAGGUCACCAAUGGAAUCAAACCGGACAGUAUUUUCAAAGUAAAAGUCCCAGAGCUGAAGGAGAUCAUCGAGGGAUGCAUCCGAACCAAGAGCAGCGAGAGGUUCACGGUUCAGGACCUGCUGAAUCACCGAUUCUUCCAGGAGACGCCCGGCGUCCACGUGGAGCUCGCUGAGGACGACGACGGCUCGAAGGCGGCGCUGAAGCUUUGGCUCCGGAUGGACGGAAACAAGAAGCUUCACGGCAAAUACAAAGACCAUGACGCCAUCGAGUUCCUGUUCGAGCUGUACAAGGACGUCCCCGAGGAAGUGGCCCAGGAGAUGGUGGUUCUGGGCUUCCUGUCCGAGGCCGAUUACAAGCUGGUUGCCAAGGCGAUCCGACACCAAGUGACGGCCAUAAAGCAUCAGCGGGAGAAACAGCGCCGCCUGCUGGAUGAAGCUAUCAGCCGCCAGAAGAAAGAGCCUGACCCUGCCUCCCAGCUAGCUGAGCCAUCCAGUCAGAGGCCUGCAGCUUCCACAAACACGCCUGCUGCUGGAAAGGUGGCCAAUCAGGACUCAGCUGCUGCUGCGGCCUCCACCUGGAUUCAAGCUCCGCCCACGAUGUCCAUGACAUCAUCAGCGGUGUCGUCAAGCGGCAGCCAGGUGGAUUCUGGGAUCAGCAGCGUCUCCAGUAGGACAGACGGAGACGAAGACAACGAGAAAACCACCAAACUCACCUUGUUCUCUUCUAUCGCCUCCGACUGUGAGACGGACAUCUCCUUCAAUUCCUCAGGUGUCUCAGAAAAAGCUGAAGCCCCGCCUCCUUCUGUCAUAAGCCCUGCCCCUGCUCCUGUGGUUCAGGAAACACCUCAACCUCAGGCUCCUCCCCCCGUUACUCGGGUCAGAUCCAAAGCGCCGCCCCUUCCUGUGUUGCGUUUCCCAAAGAGCAUCGCUGUGUCCAACAACGCUGAACGACCGCUGCUGGAAUCCAUCUGUGGCUUCUCCUCACCUGUCGACAGUUACGCCUCAGAUGUGACCUCAGGCCUGAGUGACGGCACCGACGGCCAAUCAGAUAAGAGCAUCCAGGAGGCAGCUAAAAGGGUGGCGGCCAAACAGUUCAGGAGGAGGGCGAGGGCUCGUCUGAGGAUCAUUGGGGUGUCCGACAUGGCAGACCGAGUGGUGGAGUGUCAGCUGCAGACUCACAACAGCAAGAUGGUGACGUUCAAGUUCGACCUGGACGGAGACAAUCCAGAGGACAUCGCAUCUGUAAUGAUCCACAGAGACUUCAUCCUGCCAUCGGAACGUGAAGGAUUCAUCAUCCGCAUGUAUGACAUCAUCGAGAGGGCAGAGUCAAUGAUGCAUCGGCCGCAGCCAGCUGACACCGACAGGUUACCUCACCUGACUGCAUCCACAGUGCUCAACUCUCAGUCGAACCUGUCAGAACCGGGCCUCUCCAGAACUCUAUCCGCUUCAUCAUUACCUGACACUGUCAAUGCUGACCCCGCCCCCUUGAAGGGAGCUGACUUCCUUAUCGACACUGAGGCCACGAACACUGUCAGACCACUGAGGUCGCAGUCUUUUCACACCUCAUCAGCUUCCUCGUAUCAGCCUCCCCCCUUGCCCCUCCAUUACCCCUACCCCGAUGCUCCUCCCUCCUCCCCCCUCACCCCUGCCCCGCAGUACCAUCAGCUUCCUCCCCCCUACUCCACCUACACCCCCUCCUUCCCCCCGCUAAGCUCCGCCCCUCACCUGCCCCGUGUCCACAGUAACCCCUCCCUUUCCACCCCUACGUCCCCCUCUCCACCAGCCCCUCUCCCUCAGUGGCCUCCCCCUGACCAACCUCUGUUCUCUCUGGCCAAUGUGCUCUCUCUGGCCAUGACCGUGGCACAGUCCCUCAUGCCCCCCGCUGGGGCCGCCAACCAAGGCUUUCACCCCAUGGUGUUGACUUCCCCUGAAGCUGCCGCCUCCCCUCCAUCAUCUCCAUCCGUUGGUCCGAAGCUCCAACCCCAAAACCCCACCCCCUCAUCCACUGCCGUCACACCCCGACCGCCCCCUAGUCCCCCGACACCAUCAACAGGUUCCGCCCCAGACAGCCAGCAGGGGGCGUCACCUGGCUGCUCCGCAACCACGCCUCAGGUGUCUCCCCCUGUCUCAUCCUCACCCCAGCUCUCCCCCAUACAUGAAGUGAGGAAACCUCCAGUCGUCACUGUCGGUCGUUUCCAAGUGACGCCCUCUAAGGAAGCUGCUGCUGUCCAUCUUCAGGAGCCCCGCCCCCUAGACCAGGCCACGCCCACCACACACUCACCACCUCCCUCCAGGAAGAGCCAAUCAGAGAGCAGCACUGACACCAGCACGGAGGAGCAGAGCGAAUCAGAGAGCAGCGUCAGCACGGUCACCGUCCACCCAGCUGGCCGUCCUCUGGGUUCCCAUGACAACACUCAGGAGGAGGACGAGAGGAGGAGGGGGGUACGGGUCAGCGUCAGUCAGUGGGAGGGGCCAGCUCUCAGCCAAUCAUGGAGCCGUUCUGCUACCUACAGCUCCGAUGAAUCAGAGUGUGAGGAGAUGUGGGAGGAGCUACAGGAGCUUCGUGAAAGACACCAGGUGGAGGUGCAGAACCUGCAGGUCAAUCAGAAGCGAGAGAUCGAGGAGUUGUACCAGAGGAUGGGUAAAGUCCCGCCCCCUGGGAUCGUCCCGCCGGCGGCCAUGUUGAACCAUCGCCAGCGCCGCCUGUCCAUGUCUGGGAACUAUCCUCCUUCUCGCAAAAACAGCCUGCAGAGACUGGAGCUGCUGCCCCCUGCAGGUAUCAUGAGGAAGAGUUCCAGCGGUGGUAGCGGCGGUUCUCAGGACCGAAUACUGAAAGGCGUGAGCUUCGUUCCUGGACACAGCUGCAUGUGAGAGACGAGAUGAAUUCGACUCACCACAGCUAGAACUUCAUCCGUUUCACAAACGUUCUGAGAGGGUUCUGCAAAGUUCUACUGACGCUUCCCAGAACGUUCUUCUGAAAGGCAGGAUAAUAAAGAUGUUCUAAAAAUGUUUGGUGAAAACAAAGAACAUUUUGCUCUAACAUUUUCAGAACUGAAGGUCACACUGAGAAUGUUUUUCCUUUGUUGUCAUGGAACUUGUGGAACAUUGUGGGAAUGUUUUAUAGAUUCUAUAACGUGUUCCCUCAACAGCAUCCUCAGAAUGUCUUUAGAACAUUACAGGAACAACGUUGGUGAUAUAUCACAGCACAAGAACAUUGAAAAAGAACCUUCUGUCAUGUUGUUAAUGUUUUCUGAAUGUUGCAUUGAGAACAUCCUUGAUUUACUAUCAUUGUGGAAACGUUUUUUUAGAAGAACGUUCCAUAAAGUGUUACUUUAAGAAGACGCAUGUUCUAGCAUUAAUAAAUCAAAUGACAGGAACGUUCCGUUUAAGACACAUUCUGUCAUCUGAGGACUCAAUAAUACCUGGAAAACCUUUUUUUAAAAAUGUUGUUUUGAGAAUGUUUUUCGUUUGUUAUCAUAGAACACUGUGGAUCAUUGUGGGAACAUUUUCUAUAUUUUGUAAUGUGUUCCCUUAACAUCCUCAGAACAUCGCAUCCAGAAUGUUCAACCUUUAUUAAUAAAUCACAUGACAGGAACGUCUUUUAAAGAAUGUUCUGCCAUCUGAGGCCUUAAUAACAUCUGGGAAACAUUUUUUGAAUGUUGUUUUGAGGACGCUCCUCCUUUUUUCUCAUGGACUAUCACCUGUGUUCCUGACAACGUUCUCUGAAUGUUUCAGAUUAAGGUUUUCAUCGGAACAUUGUUUGAAAUGAUAAAUGUUCGUAAAACGCUCUUUCAGCAUUAUAUUAAAACUCUGAAACAUCAUUAGAACUUGUUGCUACUGUUGCCGUACGUUGUGGGAACGUUCUCUGCUGGUUGGAACAGAAACUCUCAGGAAGAUGUUCAGUCUGAUUCCAGAUUUUUCACAUUUUUGUGAUGUUUUAGCACUUUAGCAAGAAAACGCUGAGUUUCGUCUCAGUCGGUUCUACAGAUUUAACACUCAGCUUCUUCAACAAAACUUUCAGAAACACUGACGGAGACAAAAACACCAAAAACUGAUGGAAACAUUCAACGUCUUUCAGACCUCAAAGAAGAACCUCAGCUGCUUUUUAAAUCUGUGUUCCAGAACUCGAUAAAACACUCAGCGUAGAACUUUAAAGCUAAUUUUUUACUGCUUUGCUUCUGCGCAGACUGAAAAGAUUUGUUUUUCUUCACGUGACACGUUCUCAUGUUCUUGAUCUGGACUUCAGCUGCUCACAGAGUCUCAGACAUUUCUAAAGAACCGAACAGAGCUGCUGAGUCUGUGGAUGGAGUCUGAAUGACAGUGUGCCAUAUUAAAACAGAUUUAUCGAUGAAUUGUUGUGUUAUUAAUGUGUGACGUGUUCAGACCGAUGCACUUUCUGAGGAUUUCGGAUUUCUUCUGUUGAAUAAAAACCCGUUUCACUUUA
Amphiprion ocellaris (clown anemonefish) is the source of this 5580-nucleotide messenger RNA. RefSeq names its product serine/threonine-protein kinase WNK4-like. Gene Ontology annotation, biological process: negative regulation of sodium ion transport; positive regulation of sodium ion transmembrane transporter activity; protein phosphorylation. Gene Ontology annotation, molecular function: protein serine/threonine kinase activity; ATP binding; chloride channel inhibitor activity. NCBI's taxonomy places the organism in Eukaryota, Metazoa, Chordata, Actinopteri, Pomacentridae. The transcript has 22 exons. The record is from RefSeq and is a predicted model, not a curated record. The coding region runs from base 249 to 4007 and encodes 1252 amino acids. Gene Ontology annotation, cellular component: cytoplasm; cytosol.